This is a messenger RNA of Nymphaea colorata (pocket water lily), 3016 nucleotides long. Its product is annotated as beta-galactosidase 5-like. Gene Ontology annotation, cellular component: cell wall; vacuole. Bases 275 to 2815 code for a protein of 846 amino acids. The transcript has 19 exons. Gene Ontology annotation, biological process: carbohydrate metabolic process. Gene Ontology annotation, molecular function: beta-galactosidase activity; carbohydrate binding. NCBI's taxonomy places the organism in Eukaryota, Viridiplantae, Streptophyta, Magnoliopsida, Nymphaeales, Nymphaeaceae. The record is from RefSeq and is a predicted model, not a curated record.
AGAGAAUGUUUAAACAAAUAAGAUGAAAGAUAAGCCAUCUAACUAACCAUUGAAGCCUGAACUAUAAAUUUGUAAAAGAGAGACUCUUUUUCAACAUGGUGCAGAUGCCAAAGGAAAAAGACCAUUGAUGGUAGCGCAGCACUAGCAGGGCUUGCAGCAGCAGCAGCAGCAGAAUCAGAGGCAGCAUAGGACAGGGACUCUCUGUCCUUUGCUUACUUUAUAAAAAAGAAAUACCACUAAUUUGCCUCCAUAAAAUUGUAACGGAGAUUCAACAAUGCCACCAACAGCAAGAGUCUACUGCUUUGAUCUUCUUCUCCUCCCUUUCUUAUCGCUGCUCCUGUUAUCUUUGGUGGGCAAUGUACAUUCUGCUGUGACAUACGACCGCAAGGCAAUCAUCAUCAAUGGCCAGAGGAGAAUUCUCAUCUCUGGUUCCAUUCACUACCCCAGAAGUACUCCUGAGAUGUGGGCAGAUCUCAUUCAGAAGGCCAAAGAUGGAGGGGUGGACGUCAUACAGACCUAUGUGUUCUGGAACGGUCACGAGCCAUCUCCUGGAAAUUAUAACUUUGAGGGGAGGUACGAUCUUGUGCGGUUUAUUAAGACGGUGCAACAAGCUGGCCUUUACGUUCAUCUGCGGAUUGGACCUUACGUCUGUGCAGAGUGGAAUUUCGGGGGGUUUCCUGUUUGGCUGAAGUAUGUGCCUGGUAUUAGUUUCAGAACAGAUAAUGGACCAUUCAAGAAUGCGAUGCAGAGCUUCACCGAGAAAAUUGUGUCAAUGAUGAAAAGUGAAAACCUGUAUGAAUCCCAGGGAGGGCCAAUCAUACUGUCUCAGAUUGAGAAUGAGUACGGACCAGAGGGUAAGGCACUGGGUUCUCCGGGCUACAAAUAUAUGACUUGGGCUGCAAACAUGGCAGUGGAAUUGGGAACAGGUGUUCCAUGGGUGAUGUGUAAAGAAGAUGAUGCCCCUGACCCGGUGAUCAACACCUGCAAUGGAUUCUAUUGCGACUACUUUUCUCCAGACAAACCUUACAAGCCUACAAUGUGGACAGAGGCUUGGAGCGGCUGGUUUACAGAGUUUGGUGGUACACAUCGUGAAAGGCCAGUAGAGGAUCUUGCAUUUGCAGUUGCACGCUUUAUUCAGAAAGGUGGCUCAUUUGUUGACUAUUACAUGUAUCAUGGAGGAACCAAUUUUGGGAGAACUGCUGGAGGGCCUUUCAUCACGACGAGCUAUGAUUAUGAUGCCCCAAUCGAUGAAUAUGGCUUGAUCAGGCAACCAAAAUGGGGGCAUCUCAAGGAGUUGCACAAAGCUAUUAAACUAUCUGAGCCUGCUCUAGUUUCAGCUGAUCCAGUUGUAUCUUCAUUAGGAAAUUUCCAGCAGGCUUAUGUCUUCUCUUCAGAAUCAGGGGGAUGUGCGGCAUUCCUGACUAAUACAGAUUCGAAAAGCUCUGCAACUGUUUUUUUCAACAAUAUGCACUAUAGCCUGCCUCCUUGGUCAACCAGUAUCCUUCCUGAUUGUAAAAACGAAGUGUUUAACACAGCCAAAGUAGGAGUUCAAACAUCAAAAAUGCAAAUGUCAUCUGGUGGUAGCGAGUCAUUUAGUUGGGAGGCAUAUGAUGAAGAUCUCAACUCCCUGGAAGAGGAUUCAGUGAUAGCAGUUGGACUACUGGAGCAGAUAAAUGUUACCAGGGAUACCACUGAUUACCUGUGGUACAAGACAAGUGUCUUCAUUGAUCAUUCUGAAGCUUUUCUGACGAAUGGACAACUUCCGACUCUUUCUGUACAAUCAGCAGGGCAUGCUUUGCAUGUUUUUAUCAAUGGGCAGCUCCAAGGAACUGCGUACGGAAGUAGGGAAAAUCGUCAAUUCACUUUUACGGACAAAGUCAAUCUGCAGGCAGGUCAAAAUAGUAUUGCUCUCCUAAGUAUAGCUGUUGGUUUGCCGAAUGUUGGCGUGCAUUAUGAGACAUGGAAUACUGGUGUGCUUGGUCCAGUUGUUCUCAAAGGCCUUAAUAAAGGUGACUGGGAUCUGACCUGGCAGAAAUGGUCAUACAAGGUUGGUAUGAAGGGGGAAUCUUUGAAUCUGCAUUCUGUGGAAGGAAUUUCUUCAGUGGAAUGGGCACAAGGGUCAUUAGUUGCAAGGAAAGGCCAACCACUAACUUGGUAUAAGGCAUAUUUCAAUGCUCCUGCUGGUGAGGAUCCAUUGGCUCUAGAUAUGGGCAGCAUGGGUAAGGGUCAAGUAUGGGUAAAUGGACAAAGCAUUGGAAGAUACUGGCCAGCAUAUCUUGCAAGUGGCAGCUGUGGACAGUGCAGCUACAGUGGCACAUACAGACAGCAAAAAUGCCAGAGUGGUUGUGGAUUGCCAACUCAACGCUGGUAUCAUGUGCCGCGUUCGUGGGUACGCCCGACUGGAAAUCUUCUGGUAGUAUUUGAGGAGAUUGGAGGUGAUGCAUCUGGAAUAUCUCUUGCCACAAGAUCAAUAGGAAGCGUCUGUGCUGAUGUCUCAGAGCAUCAUCCCAACAUAAAGAACUGGAACAUUGAGAGCAAUGACGGCUCAGACGCACUGCAGAAGCCUAAAAUACAUCUGCACUGCACAGAAGGACAAUCAAUCACAUCCAUAAAAUUUGCAAGCUUUGGAACACCAACCGGUACAUGCGGUAGCUUCAUGCAGGGAGCUUGCCAUGCUCCAAUGUCCCACUCAAUUAUUCAACAGAACUGCAUUGGACAGCAAAAAUGCUCGGUGGCCGUCUCUGCAAAUGUUUUUGGUGGUGAUCCAUGUCCCCGUAUCCUGAAAAAAGUAGCUGUCGAAGCCAUAUGUUCUUAGUACGAACAGAAUUUGUCAAGGCAUAUAUCGGAUGGUUGCUUCAUUGUACACUAGAAAAUGGGAAGGCAAUAAACACAGUAGCAUAUGACCAAGAAGGCAAAUUUGAUGUAAAUGUAGAUUGUAAGUUGUCCUGUCAUUUCAUGUAAUUCUUAUGAGGUGUAUUACGCCUCCUCAUUUGCAUUGGAUGUCAGGUUUCAACUC